CCCUUCCUUUGCAAAUUCACUUCGUAAUCUUCAAAUUAAACACGAAAAGAAGGUGAAUUUCCGCCAUGGAUAUCAGGUGGAGCUUUCUCGUUCUCCUUGUGCCAAGUCUGUUCAUCCUCCCUUCGCAUUCGCAGAGAAAUUCCUUCACAUCCGUUCUCGUAUCGCAACACGGCCUCGAUUUCGUCAAAAAUCUGCUAGUCGACAAAUUCAUCGCGUCAAUGAUCCCUCUUCAGAUUCCCAGGAUCGAGAAGUCGAUCAAAAUCCCGUUUCUCGGAGGAAUCGAUGUUGUCGUCUCCAACAUCACGAUAUACGAGCUUGAUGUCGCGUCGUCUUACGUCAAGCCUGGUGAGACCGGUGUCGUCAUCGUCGCCUCCGGGACGACCUGCAAUUUGAGUAUGCAGUGGCGUUAUUCUUACAGCACCUGGAUUGUUCCUGCGGAGAUCUCGGAUCAAGGGCUUGCCUCUGUUCAGGUUGAAGGCAUGGAAAUUGGGCUUUCAUUAGGCUUGCAGACUGAUGAAGGGAGUCUAAAGCUUUCUCUAUCGGAUUCUGGAUGUUAUGUGAAAGACAUAUCCAUAAAGUUAGAAGGAGGAGCCUCUUGGCUUUAUCAGGGGAUGAUUAAUGCGUUCAAAGACCAGAUAGGAUCCGGUGUGGAAAGUACCAUAACCAAAAAACUAAAUGAAGGAGUAACAGAGCUUGAUUCGUUCCUACAAAGCCUUCCAAAGGAAAUUCCAGUAGAUGAUAAAGCUGCACUGAAUGUCACUUUUACUACUGAUCCUAUACUGAGCAAUUCGUCCGUCACUUUUGAGAUCAAUGGCUUGUUCACAAAGAGAGAAAUCAUUCAAGCCAUGGAGUUCUACCAAAGAAAUUCCUUAUCUUCAUUUCCCUGCCCAGAGGAUUCUAAAAUGCUUGGAAUUUCGGUGGAUGAAGCUGUCUUUAACUCUGCAUCAGCUUUGUACUAUAAUGCAGAUUUUAUGGAAUGGAUCGUGGAUAAAGUACCAGAUCAGUCUCUUUUAAACACUGCCCGGUGGAGGUUCAUCAUCCCACAACUCUACAAGAAGUACCCAAAUCACGAUAUGAAUCUGAACAUCAGCUUGUCUUCUCCUCCAAUCUUGAAGAUCUCAGAGCAAAAUGUCGGGGCCACUGUAAAUGCAGACCUAGUAAUCGAUGUUUUGGAAACAGACCAAGUCAUUCCAGUAGCAUGCAUCUCUUUGGUCGUCAGUGGGUCGGGUUCUCUAAAAGUAACGGGUAAUAACCUCGGCGGAAGCGUAAGAUUAGAAGACUUUGCCAUGUCCUUGAAGUGGAGUAACAUCGGAAAUCUCCACCUGCAUCUCAUCCAGCCAAUCAUAUGGACAGUUAUACAAACCGUAUUCGUACCGUACGUGAACACACGGCUCGAAAAGGGCUUUCCUUUGCCAAUAAUCCACGGAUUCUCUCUUCGGAACGCUGAAAUCAUCUUCUCGAGCUCAGAAAUCGCGGUUUGUAGCGAUGUUACAUACUUGGACUCGUUCCGACUCGUUCAACUGAGUUAGCCUUUUGAUGAAGUGUGUAUAAUAUGGUUUUACCAGCACGUUCAACGUUGUAAUACGUUUUGUAUUGUGUAGUAUGAUGAAACUGUGUUGUAAAAUGUUCUUUUGGUUAAUGUUUACCGAAUUAUGUCAUGAUAGUUUCACCAUA
Messenger RNA from Tarenaya hassleriana, 1674 nucleotides. Its product is annotated as putative BPI/LBP family protein At1g04970. The transcript is spliced from 6 exons. NCBI's taxonomy places the organism in Eukaryota, Viridiplantae, Streptophyta, Magnoliopsida, Brassicales, Cleomaceae. Gene Ontology annotation, molecular function: lipid binding. The record is from RefSeq and is a predicted model, not a curated record. The coding region runs from base 66 to 1529 and encodes 487 amino acids.